Molecule: messenger RNA, 4161 nt
Organism: Phascolarctos cinereus (koala)
Lineage: Eukaryota; Metazoa; Chordata; Mammalia; Diprotodontia; Phascolarctidae
Source: RefSeq, a predicted model, not a curated record
GUUUUGUCAUCUAGCUGCACAGUCCUUUGCUGGUGGUGUUAUUUUAACCGGUCGGGCUAGGCCAUGAUGCCUCUGUGCUGGGGCCGCCUUUCACUGACAACGGAAAACGCAAUUUCCCUUUUCCACAAGGUUGAGCGGAAUGAUUCAUCUCCUGCUCCUCUCAGCCCCACCUGCUCCUCUUUCUUUGGGGGAGGCAGGUCAAAUCCGGGUAUUUUAGCACCAUAAUGAGGACCUUGAGCAGAGAACGCACAUGCUCGUCCCCUGCAAAUCCCCUCUUGGAUCCUGAGCAAAAGAUGUUUGGCCAAUAUCAGGAACUAUUCUUCCUUUACAGUCACCGAGGGACACUGAGGAAGGACAGAGUGGAAGGAAUAAUCCUGUACCACCGAGACAGACAGCCCAAUUGUCUCUCCACGGGUCACAGCUUUGCAGGCAAUGAACAUGAAUGUGGCAACAGUUCCCAUGCUAGAGGCUGGCCCUACCAGGCCCUGGGCAAACAGCUCUGGCUCCCAGGAGAUUUCCCCAUCGCUGAGCUGUGAAACAGCCUAGAGGCUGUUUUUACUUUGUUUUCUGGACAGAAUUCCUGUUCCACACAUCCAUCGUCCUGAAUACUCCCAGUGUGCCAUAACCCCAUCCUCACCAUAUUCACCUGGGUUAGCUUUUUAUGAAGGGCAAGAGUGACAAUCCCAAUGUUUUGUCCUCUCUUUGCUAUCUCGCCGAAGAGAAACUGCAUCCAUUGUCUAGUAAAGGGGAAAGCUGGUACAGAAAUACAGGCAUUUCAGAGACUGGGGUUAAAGCACAUUUCUAAAGAGAAUACACCAAAACAAUUCAAGUGGAAGAGAUUUACUAAGCCCAACUCUAUUAAGCCAAAGGACUGUGGAUGGACACCAGAGUUGCCUCCGUCUUCCCAUCAAACACGUGCUAUAAGAGGUAGGGGAGGAUUUAGAUGCCCCAGCUUACAGAUACCUUCCUUCCUCUUCAAAGCUCCUGGGUCAAAAGGUCACCAGCCAUUGCUUUUACCUGGUAAAGUCUAACUUUCCUCUCAUACUCUGAUUACUGACUUCUUACACACACACACACACACACACAUACACCACCACCACAGAGGGACCUCAGGAAGACCCCUUUUUUACUGAAGGGUAAAGGGACACUUCUCUAUAUCAGCAUCUCAAGACUUGACAUUGGCCAUGGAGACACUAUUUAGAUGAAAUAAAUGUGGCUGCUCAUUGGCUGGGCUCUGUUGACCCAAUACUCUCUCCACAUCUGAGCUGAGUAGUAAACUACCACCGGUAAUAACUGGAUCCAUCAGAAUGAUGAAGGUGGUGAGGGUCUUCUCAGCUGGUGAGGCGAACCAUAGCCCAUGCAGACAGCUGACAAGCUCCAGCCCUCGGCAAAGCAGUCAAUUUGGUGAAAUCUGGGUUUGGGCACAACUGUGCACAGCAUGAGUGCUCUCAAGAUGGAUGGGCAAACUGAGCUGGAGAGAGCAGAUCCCGGGCUGCAGAUUCCCAUCCUCAUCCAGAGACAAGCUCCAUCUCAGAAAAGCCUUCGAGAGAUGGCAAAGGCUAAACUGAGGAGGAGCUGCUCCCUGACCCCGGCCAGGCUGAAGGAUGCUGUUCUGGGCUUCUUCCCUGUGAUAGUAUGGCUUCCUAAGUACCGCUUCAGAGAAUACAUUGUGGGUGACAUCAUGUCCGGCCUCGUCAUUGGGGUCAUCUUGGUCCCUCAAGCCAUUGCCUAUUCCCUGCUCGCAGGCCUCAAGCCCAUCUACAGCCUCUACACGUCCUUCUUCGCCAACAUCAUCUACUUCCUAAUGGGCACCUCCCGGCACGUGUCUGUGGGCAUCUUCAGCCUGCUCUGCCUCAUGGUGGGGCAAGUGGUAGACAGAGAAUUACAGCUGGCCGGGUUUGACCUGAAUGAAGACAUCUCCCCAGCCAGCAGAAACAGCAGCAACGAGACCUUCUCAGCUUCUGAUCUGCCCCUGGGGAACGUGGGUCCAGAAUGUGGGAAGGAAUGCUACGCAAUCAGCAUUGCCACCGCCUUGACUUUCCUGGCCGGAGUCUAUCAGGUUCUCAUGGGACUUUUCCGGCUUGGUUUUGUCUCCACGUACCUCUCACAACCUCUUCUGGAUGGGUUCGCCACAGGGGCCUCCUUAACAAUCUUAACCUCCCAAGUCAAAUACCUCUUUGGAAUAAAGAUCCCCCGUCAUCAGGGAUAUGGUAUGUUCCUCGUCACGUGGGUGAACAUGGUUCAAAACCUCCCCCAGGCAAACGUCUGCGAUGUCAUCACCAGCGCCAUCUGCUUAACGGUGCUGCUGGCAGCCAAGGAGCUGGCGGACAGGUACAAGAAGCAGAUGAAGAUUCCUCUACCCACUGAGCUCAUCGUCAUUGUCACUGCCACUCUGGUGUCUCACUUUGGGAAUCUUCACGAGCGCUAUGGCUCCAGCAUCUCUGGGGACAUUCCAACUGGGUUCAUUCCUCCCAAGGCGCCCAACUUUGGCUUGAUGCACCGUGUAGCCCUAGACGCUGUUCCCAUAGCUGUCAUUGGAUUUGCCUUCACAGUCUCACUGUCAGAGAUGUUUGCCAAGAACUAUGGCUAUACUAUCAAGGCCAACCAAGAGAUGUUUGCAGUUGGCUUCUGCAACAUAAUCCCCUCUUUCUUCCACUCCUUCACCACCAGUGCAGCCUUGGCUAAAAGCCUAGUCAAGACCUCCACAGGGUGCCACACCCAAGUGUCCAGCGUGGUCAGUGCCAUCGUGGUACUGUUGGUGCUACUAUUCCUGGCUCCAUUGUUCUACUCCUUACAGAAAUCCGUCCUGGCCUGCAUCAUCAUCGUCAGCUUGAAGGGGGCUCUAUGGAAGUUCAGAGAUGUGCCCAGGCAGUACCAGGUGAACAAAGUGGAUGCCUUGGUAUGGGGUAUCACCAUGGCCUCUUGUGCCCUCAUCAGCACUGAAAUCGGGCUGCUGGUGGGUGUCCUCUUCUCCGUGUUCUGUGUUGUGGGCCGCACACAGCACCCACGCGUGGCCUUGCUCGGCCAAAUUGAGAACACCAUUUUCUACGAGGACAGCAAACAAUAUGACAACCUUCUCCCUGUCCCCAAGAUAAAGAUAUUUCGCUUUGAAGCCCCUCUCUAUUAUGCAAACAAAGACUUCUUCCUAAAAUCCCUCUACAAGAUGACAGGCCUAAACCCCACAUUAGAAGCAGCAAAGAGGAAAAAGUGUGAGAGGGGGAAGCCUAUCAUGGAUGAGAGGCAUGUGGAAAGGGGAGCCAUUAGAGAAUUGGGCCAAGCCGAUGCAACCUGUCACCUGGUCCCUAAACAAAGUGAAUUUCACACCAUCAUCAUCGACUGCUCCUCAGUGCUAUUCCUAGACACUGCUGGCAUCAGCACACUUAAAAAUGUGCAGAAAGAUUACAGGGCCAUGAACAUUGCCAUUCUCCUCACAGGCUGUAACCCAUCCGUGAGAGACUCUCUGAAGAGAGGCGGCUACUUUGGCAAUGAUGACCCAAGCGUGAAGGAAUUACUGUUCCACAGCGUGCAUGGGGCAGUGCAGUUUGUCCGGGCCAGGGAGCAAAUGAUGGACUCCACGGUCUAGGGCUCAGACCCCUGAUGGCCCCUGUAAGGCAGCAAGGGAACACUCCCACACAGAGGCUCGGGAGGGGGGGAGGGGCAGAAUCCCUGCUUUGGAAGCAAACACUGUUAAGGGUUCGAAUCCCAGCUCUGUUACUCACAAGCUGAGUAGCCUUGCAUCAGCCCUUCCUAAGCCUCAGCUUGCUCUUAUGUAAAAUGAAGGAUUGAACUAGAUCAUUUCUCUGGUUCUUUCUAGCUCUCAAUCCUAGGAUCCUAGAAAGAUUACUUUUUUUUGGGGGGGGGAAUAUUCUAACCAUUAUUAGACAUCUGCUUUCUUUUAUCUAAAAAGAGAACAAUAGACUGAGGAGGUCUGUCAGCCCAGGGCUUUCCCUCAGGGGUUAGAGACACCAAGGAAGAGGAGGUGCUAAGGUCUCAAAAACUCCCUGUGUCAGCAGAAAGACACCACACCCAAGUGUGCCUUACAAAGUUACACUGUGCAUCUGCACCAGUCACUGUCUCAUCUGGGCCACCCCAGGUCCAGGCCUCUGCACACAGUAGGUGCUGAAUAAACACCUGUUUCUUAACAGGUACCUGUUGAAUGAA